AGGAAAUACAGAAAGAGUUGUAUGAAGAAAAAAACAAAACACAUGUGUAUGAACGUCACAGCAAAUGGCUCACGUCAUAUCACCCGUAUGGGCGGAGUCCCACAUGCGAGAAAAAAGAAAAAUCUGUAAAUGCAGCUGGUGAAGGAGUUCGGAUGGAUCAAAACAACGCUGGUGUCGAACUGCGUCAGCUUUUCCAAGCUUGCGAUCGCCAUCAAAGAGGUUACAUCGAUCGCCAUGAAUUUGGACAACUUUGCGCUUCGUUUCAUAUUGAUCCGGCCGACGUGGACGUUAUUUUCGACGACCUAGAUCGAGAUCGUGAUCAACGGAUUAGUUUAGAUGAUUUCAGUCAAGGAUUUCGUGAUUUCCUCCAACCCGGAAGAGCGGAAGAACAGCGUGAUGACAAACCGAAUAAUUCAUCGCGUCGUCGGCUAAAGAAACAGGCGACAUUGAAAGCCUGGCGAGAGUUUUCCGACAGACUAGGCCACAGUACAAUCCGUCAAUUUCUGGCACAUAGCGCUGAUCAUCUGUACGGUCUUUAUGAAGAGUUGCAGGAGAGCGAAGCUCCUGCCCAGCUCAUCAGUCAUUUUGAGAGUUUGAUGGAAAGUCUCGUCUCGGAUGCUCGUCAAUUGGAGCGUGAACGAGAAAAAUUCGACCAGGCCAUUCGACGCGAACGGGAACAACAUCAACUUCACCUCAAGAAUUUGGAAGAAGAGCUUGAAAUUCAGGUGCAACGAGUGGCACAGGUGGUCAAAAAUGAAGCGGAAAUUAAAUGCGAGGCAGAAAAGCGGACGUUACAGCAAAGUCUGGAAUCGGAAAUUGCCCAGUUGCAAACGCACUUGCGUCUUUUUCAAAAAGUGGAAAAUUGGUUGAACCGGGAACAACAGGAGGCGCAGUCACGCGACCAGCAGGAGGCCGUCGAACGAGCAUCCAGUGAGAAUCGCCAGCUGAAACUUUCCCUCGUUGACGCCCAAACCACAUUGGCUCUACUUCAAACUGAAUUGUCGCAAUUGAAAUCUCAGUACUGUGAAAAAGAUAGGCUACUCUACAGCGAAAAGGAGGCCAUGCUUGACUUGGUCAGCCAUCAAGAACACGUCCAGCGCCAGUUGGAAUUGCUCCAUGAUGCUAAUCGUCAGCUGCAAGAUACCAACGAUUCUCUAAGAGCACACGUUGAUAUUGGAACUCUUCGACGAUCACCCGUUGGCUUUCUAUUCACUCGGCCGUCUUCCAGACAGGAUUCCAAUUCCAGUUAUUGCUUGCCACUGCCAACGGACGAAGAAGUCGCGGCCAUAACUGGAGAUAGCGGCCACAGUUCGCUGAUGUUCAGUGAACAAAAUGAGCACAUGCUGGAAAGAGUCGGCUCCUUCAGACGGAGUCACAGUUUCCGAGCGCCUCAACCGCCAUCUUUACGUAACGAGUUACACCUGGCGACAUCUUCUCCUGUUCCAUCUCAGAAAUUCGGUCAUUUUCAGCCGAUAAUUAGAGUGAAUAAUCAACUCACCAACGACCACAGCUUUCGUUCGUCAGACGAAUGGGAACCCACUGGCCCGGCUGACCGGACAUUUAAAAUCAUUUUCGCUGGAGAUUCCGCUGUGGGCAAAUCCAGUUUCAUUUCUCGGCUCCACGAAGGCGUUUUCAUCAGUAACACAAUGACGACGUUGGGCGUCGAUUACAAAGUGAAAACUAUUCGAGUAGAUGAACGUAACGUGGCUGUUCAACUAUGGGACACUGCAGGUCAGGAGCGAUUUCGAUCUAUAACGCAGUCUUACUAUCGUAAAGCGGACGGUGUCAUGUUAUUGUUUGACGUCAGCAACGAACGGAGUUUCAUUAAUAUUCGUCACUGGUCCGAUUGUCUGAACGAUUGUUUGACUCGUGACCAACGCAAUUUACCGCUAGUCGUUUGCGGUACUAAAGCGGAUUUACGUCCGUCCUCAGAACAUCAGGGCCUGUCAUGCGUUCAGCCCAUUCAAGCUCAACGAUUGGCUGCUCAAAUGAAGGCUCAGUAUAUUGAAACGAGUGCCAAGACGGGUAGCAAUGUGCUAGAAGCUCUAGUCAUCCUGACAAGGCAAAUGAUGAUCAUGCAAGAUGAUGAAGUACAAACGUCAGGUUUACGGUUAACAGACCGUCGUAGUAUAUUAAAUUGUUGCAGCCGUAAUUGAGAAUGAAAACGAGUUUUUUCUUUUGCAUGGGGAUCUCUCGUUUAUAAAUCUCGAAAUUUUUUUAGUCUUGGCGACAAACGUUGAAACACAAUCACACUGAUCAUAAAAUAAUGUCGUCACGUUUGAAAUGGAAAGCAAAGAACGGGAAACAGAAAGAGACACACAAACUUGACAAGCACAUUUUGAAAAAUUGAAAACAAAAAUUGUGGUUUUCACGAUGCACAUAUAACAAAAUCAAACAGAAAAUAAAUCAAGAAAUGUUGCAGUCGGUUUUAUGAAGUAAAAACAAUUGGAGUGAAUAUAUCUGGUUUCUUUGUG
Messenger RNA from Daphnia magna, 2474 nucleotides. Its product is annotated as ras and EF-hand domain-containing protein-like. The record is from RefSeq and is a predicted model, not a curated record. The transcript is spliced from 11 exons. NCBI's taxonomy places the organism in Eukaryota, Metazoa, Arthropoda, Branchiopoda, Diplostraca, Daphniidae. Gene Ontology annotation, molecular function: GTPase activity; calcium ion binding; GTP binding. Bases 153 to 2156 code for a protein of 667 amino acids.